Messenger RNA from Haliotis rufescens (red abalone), 8703 nucleotides. RefSeq lists its product as uncharacterized. Gene Ontology annotation, biological process: proteolysis. Gene Ontology annotation, molecular function: cysteine-type peptidase activity. Bases 238 to 3984 code for a protein of 1248 amino acids. Lineage: Eukaryota; Metazoa; Mollusca; Gastropoda; Lepetellida; Haliotidae. The transcript has 7 exons. The record is from RefSeq and is a predicted model, not a curated record.
GUUGCUGACGAAGGGACACGGAUUAACGCGAACAAGUGGAGCCCUCUACCGACAAGAUGUGAAGAUCCGGUUUUAGCUGACAGCUGAGGUGGUCCGAAUGUUUUGGUAUGCGUCUGUUUUCCUCCCAAACUGAGGAAGUGUGGCGGGCAAUGCUGGUCUUGUAUGGAUCAUUAGAAACCCUGUGAUACAACAACAUCGGAAUAAGUGGUCAAAAGGACGCCAGACGCACAAUUCACGAUGACAACGCCAUACAUAUCAGGAAAGCGAAUGCCUCUAAAAGCGACAUUCGUCGCUUCUAUUUUGAGAGGCCCCGACAUGUCAAAGGUCAUCAGACGAGCCCCGAUUGCACCCCGUGGAGGGGAUGUUUUUGUUUUUUGUAUUGAAAACAACGCUCCUCGAGAGGCCUGGAAAAAUGACAACAUCCACUUCCACCAUGAUGGGACAAGGGGUCAACCCAAGACGAAUCCUAUUGUGAGGAAGGUAUUUUUCUGUGCAAUGGUUGGAGAUGGCAGGUGGACUCGGGAGUUUAUGAAGCAUGUGUAUACCUUGUAUCACAAUCCCAACAACUAUGUGGUCAUUCACUACCUAGGGGAUGAGUCCAUAUCACGAGCUGUUCCUCGGCACAGGAAACCCAGGAGCAACUUGAAGAAGCAUACAACUUGCUCCUCUACAGGGAUUCAGGUAGACACAUCCGAAUUGUCUCCCCGUGAUGAGUCCUCAGAUCAUCAGGAUGAGGGUAUUCUUAGUGGAGAUGAAGUUGACCAUGAGGAUGAGGAAGAGGACUACUCAGGAACAGUGGACUCCAGUGAACCGACAGUGGAGAUUGAUGUGGCAGAGGAAGAUUCAGGUGUCCCUCAGUCGCAUAUGUUACUUUCCAGUAGUGGCUGCCAGUCGGAUAGUCAUAUCAGUAAUGUCACUGAAGCUUCCACGUCCACUGGGCUUCCAUUCACAUCAACUCCUAUUGCAGGAGACACUUACCACGAGUCCGUUCCAUUCGCAUGUCUGGACAUGAUGCCUAUGACAAAUCCAUUGGGACUCCUCUCUGAAGUGACACUUUCUUGUAGGCCUUUAGAUAAUACUACCCAUCUCUUUAAUCCUAAUGAACCCUCCACAUCCUUUGCUCACAUGAACAGUUACACGGGUGGCGGUGGAGGUAGUGUGUAUAUUAGUACACCAAGCGAACCUGAACCUAGGUCUGUAAUUCCAAAGAAAAGACUUGCAAUGAGGGUUGAAGGACAGGAGACUGAUGCUAUGUUUACAGUGGGGGAAAUAGCAACACAUGGAACCCCAACUGUACACCAUGUUCAGCCAACAGGCCGUCUCCCCAAGAAGAGGAGGCUGGAGUUCACUGAGAGUUCUCCCGUUGAUCCAGGUCCCAGCUGUGUGGGCGACCGUUACCAUGUACCUUCUGAUGACCCUGGAGAUGCUACGGACACGGGUCAGUCCAGUGACCAGCAUCCAAGUGCCCAACAGCCAGAUGGCCAUUGCAACAGAACAGAUGUGUCCAACCCGUCUCCACCUUCUGACAGAACAAGCAGGCCAAGAGUGAGCCAUACUUUGAGAGAGGAUUUAGAGAGCAGUUUUCAUACACUGGUGCAGAAUGUGAGGAACUUGGAGAACAUGUUAGGAGAGCCUGGGUUGUGGGAGUCGAAUAGGGACACAAGAGAGGUAGGAACUGAUCCUGAGGAUUCCCGGCCUACUCUGGAGGAGUUCAUCCAGGAACUUGUGGCCAGUGGCCAGCUUGCUUUGAUUGUAUCACAUGUCAUGCAGAUGGCAUCCAGCUGGAAACAGAAACCUAGUGCUUUCAAUUCACGGACCAACCCAUGUGUGACGCUGGUUUAUCAGAUCUGUCAGGCAUGGGGAGAGGACAUGGUGACUGCAAGGUCAAGGUUGAUGAAUCUCCUUGGCAAGAACUCAAUGUCGGAGAGUGAUGUAAAGAAUUACUAUCACUUGGUGACUGCGUGUGUUGUUGGGGCGUACCGGACAGAAGUGCCUGUAGCUGUGUUUCUGACAACACUGAGCACCUGGCCAUCACACAUGGAGGAAUGUGACACACGGUCAGAUGUGGAGGUGGAUGAAUCUGUCCGGUGUGCUGUUGCUAGGACCUCACUGACUGGUGGACAGCUCAAGACACUGGAGAAAAACGAUGCCAUUGAUGCACAGGUGAUAAAGGCGUACCUACAGAUGUUGGCCAGUCACUGGAAUGCACUUCUCCCACACCACUGCUAUGUUCUCCCCAUGGCCUUACAGCAACUGUGGCAGAGAGAGGAAUACAACAGAGGCAUGUUGGACAAGGAAGUACUGACUGAAUACACAUGGAUCCUGAUGCCGUAUCAGGCGUCAGACAAUCAUUGGGUGCUGCUGGUCGCCAAUGUACAAGAUGGAACAAUCCGGGUGGUCAACACAGCACCAACUAAGCAUCCCGAUGUGACCAUUGAAACAGCUGACCACUGGAGGAAGUACAUGAAGUAUCGCAGCUCCCACACUGGACAGAACCUGACAAGAUGGAGCCUGGAGGACUGUCAUGUGUUGGAGCAAACAGAUCCACCCAGUAGCGGAGUCCAUGUUUUGAUGGCAGCGGAGUCCAUCCUACGUGGAGCAUCACCUGUAGUAAUGAGAAAUUGUCAUGUCCGACGGUUCCGUCAGUAUGCGCUCGAUAAAAUUCUCAAUGCAGCUAACUUUGAUAUGCAGGAGGAGCAAAUUGGUGGACUGGAUGAUGAGGAGGAUCUUCUUGCUGAGGACAACCUGCCAACAGGAGCUGAUGGUUGUCCAGAGUCCAUGGACAGAGACAUCUCCUCUCGGGGUGCUGGGUCCAGUCAGACAUGCAUGUCAGCCAGUGCUGUACCCUCCUGCAGUUCAGCCUCUGUGUCAGGGGUGCAAGGCAGAGAGUCACCAGUUGGGAGGACCUCACCCCAAAGUCCCCGGAAGAGGAGGCACUCAUCUGGAGCUUCUGUGAUUGAUAGUCAAGACAAGGCAAUAGAUUUCUCCCUGGCCCAGAGCGGGGGCAUAUCUGAAGAUGGACAGCCCAGGAGCUCAGAUGAUGGUAGAAACUGCCGGAAUCGCAGUCCCACUCAGUUUGUCGGCUCGCACCCUAAAGAACAUAACUAUGCCAAUCGAGUGUCAGCCGCACAGGGAGCAGCAUUCCUGAAGCCCACCCCCCACACUAUUCCAAGCGCUGACAACCUAGAGAAUGUUCCAAGGCAAGUGAUAAACCCUGUUCCUGUGUUCAGACCAUCGGGGUAUUUGUUCCAGAGUGGAUAUGUUCCCAAACAUCCACCUCCAAUGUACCCAAUAGACAAUUUAUAUCGUGGACCUGGCCCCUUCCCGAAUCCCCUCUCCUCCUCAACUGUCCAGGAGAAACCAUGUGAUAUGAGUAUGCAAUCUCAGAUAGCUCUAGACUCUCAACCAAGCACAUCCUCUCAGUAUAGUUAUGCGCAGAUGAACUCAGAGGUUGAGGAUCUAAGAGUAAACCCCUCCAGCAGCUUUAACCAUCCUCAUCUACCCCCUCCCUACCAGGUGUCUGAGUCAGCAGGGGCAACUUACACCGAGCUCUCAAAUGUCCGCAUCUCUGAUCUGCAGUCAAGCAGCCUCAUCACAAGCUCACUGACCAUUGCUGAAAACGAGAAUCUGGUGAUGAAGACAAUUGUGAGGGAUGCCUCCCCAUCCCCGUCAGCAUCAUCAGAUAGCAGUAACAUCACCAUCCAUGUUGUAUCACCGGCGCCAGAUCAAAGACUAGCUGGUGAAUCAUCAGAAGAUGGAUUUGCUCAUGUGACUCGGCCUUCUACUAGUAGAGUUGUUAGUGACCAAGAUCUGUUCCGGGCAUCUGGGAGUGGACAAGGAUCUGGGAGUGUUGAGUCGAGGGCAGCAGGAGCUGACGGUCACUCUGCACCUCCAUGUAGUGACUCUGAAGACAGUGAUGGGGACAAAGAGGAAGAUCUUAGUAAUCUGAAUAUGCUUAGUGCAGUAGCAUCAAAAGAUGCAUGAUCUUUGUUUUAGUUAUUUAAAAAGUAACCUGUAAUAUUGUUCAAUGAAUUUAUGGUACCAUGAUGUAUGCAGGUUAAAGGAGGAGAUGAGUAUCUGAUGGACUGCUGCAGAAGUGUCCGGGGUCCAGCUGUAGCAACAAAUUCAGGGAUAAAUUAAUACAUGUAUAAAUGAUUGUCCUGAAGCUUCAUGUCUCACACAAAUCUUGUAAACCUGCUUACAUGUUGGACAUUCAGGUAGAAACUGUAGACAUACCAGGUCUUCACUUGAGCAAAUGUCACAUCUGUUCAUCUGUUCACCAAAUAUGUAACGCUUUAUCUAAUAGUGCUUGGAAUAUGUGGAAGUGUGGUAACCAUUCUGACUUUGCUGAAGUAAAAUUUUCAUCCUGUUAUUGAAUUCAUUACGUUCCAGUACUGUAUGUUCAUCAAGUUAGGAUCCAUUGUUGUGUUAUAUUUUAACAUGUUCACCUUGUUUGAUGUGUCUGUAAUUAGUUUGUGCACUAACGGACUAUGUGCUUUUUAAUUUAUUUGUUUUAAUGUUGAAUUUUUAAAUAUAGACGCCCCCACCCCUCCAACUGUUCCAGUUUUACACUUUGUUUUGUUAAUAGAUCGAAACAGUCUUAGAACAUCUGAAUAUUUGUAGACUUCCUAACUCAUUUAGGAAUAGUUUGAUAACAUAAUAUUAUGUUUCUCACAAUUACUUACAAUAAGAUCUAAAUUGGCUAAUAAACCCUGGAUGAAAUAAAAAAAGACAUGAUUAUAAGAGGCCAUUAAUUGGAUCAGGUGGUCAGGCUCACUGACUUGGUUGAUGCGUGUCAUCGUAUCCCAAGUGUGUAGAUCGAUGAAAAUGAUAUCAAUCACUUGAUUGUCUGGUCCACACUUGAUUAUUUACAGAUGGCCGUAAUAUAGCUGGAUUAUUGCUGAGCAUUAAACAACAAACAAACAAAAACAUAUUGAUGAAAGGGUGAAAUCUUGUACCCCGGAAGGUUGUGUUAUGCAAUUUCUAGCCAUAGCAAGCUUACUGUCAACUGUAUGAAGAUUGAAGAAGUCAGAUAUGUUCUCAAAAACAAAAAAGUGAUCAUUUAAAUCUAUUGAGAACUGAUUUGAUUUUCAAAUUUUGAAUUUAUGAAUUACAAUACUUCUGAUCUGUAGAACAAAUAUGGGGUCCAUUUUCAGCUGAAUUUAAAUAAGUAUGCUUUAAAUUUUCAAAGACUAAACAGCAUUGAUCUAUGUUCUUCAGUCCAGUGUUGCAUAUGAGACUUGGCAGAUUCAUCUUUGAUCAAACUCAAGUGGUAUUCAGAACAAAGCAUAACCUCCAACCCUACUUCAGGUGUCAGUCACUAAGUCAGAUUGUCAGUACAAGUGUUUCCGUUGAAAUGCUUCAAUAAGUGUAACACUCUUGGGUAUAUAUGCCUGUCACUCUUCAUAGUGCUUUCUUGUAACCUCUUCAUCAAACACUGUAUGCACUUAAGGUUCAGGGAGUUGAGUGAGUAUGGUUUUAGCAAUAUUCCAGCAGUUUCACUGCGGAGGACACUGGGACAUGGGCUUCACACAUUGUACUCAUGUGGGGAAUCGAACCCAGGUCUUCACCGUGACGAGCCAACCCUUUAACCACUAGACUACCCAUCACCUAGGGUAGUUGCGGGUUACUGUUGUCAUGGAAGAUUUGAUUUAAGGACAUGUUUAUGAUAACUGAUCAUGAAGUUUAUAGAUACAUAAAAUACUUACUAUUUCCAGAUGAUGUAUAUAUAAUGUAUAGAGGUGUAUCUUAUUAUGUAAAUGUAAUGUUUUCAAAGUCAGUGAACAGAUUUGAUUGAAUAACUAUAACUGUAUUGUCUUAGUUGUCAUGGUCAGAUGCAAUAUAUAUAUGUGUGAUCAUUAUCUUGUAGACGUUUACAAGAUCUAUUUCAUUAUGUUUAUAAUUGUACAAGUAGCACGUGUGUAGCCCUUCUGUUAGUCUCCCUGUCUGUACAACAACAGUGAAACUCCUAACCAACCAUCACACAGUGACACCAGUCUAUCCAUGUACAAGCAUCCACAUGACAGCUGCAAUUACACCUCAACAGUAAUUCUGCAGUCCACAUGCAGGUGCACUCUGCAUCCUAAGCAAUAAUUCAGAUGGAAGUAUUUUUUUGAAUAUUCAUUCACAACCGAACAUACAGUGGUCAGAAGGAGCUUUUUCUGUGUUCAAGAAUUCAAUAUAAAGGUCAGUUGGUUCCUGUCAUAACCCUCCUAUUGAAAAUUGUAGAUCGGUGGUACUUUUAUCAAAGUAUUUAAUAAAAUCUAUGAUGGAGACCAGGACCCUCUCAAUCUUGAACAUUUCUUUUCGAUGCAUUACGCAGCGGAUGUGCAUCACUUUGUUUGUGUACACCGUAAGCUCACUCGAAACGGUCGUGUAAAGUUAUGUCAUGGUGUGGUGUCCGUCUACCUUUAGCUCUACAUUUUCAACAUCUAUGAAGCCGAAACUGGUGAUACCAUCGAUGGUUUGUCUCAAAAGUGAAACAGAAAUCAGCCAUAUUGAAAAUAACAUUUAGUUCCAGUACUUGUGUAUUAUUCAAUCAUUCUUACAUUGGGUAUGUGUAAGGACAUGUUACUUGUUGACAUGAUCUGUUCUACUCUAUGGCUUCAUCAUGCACCAUAUUCUCAUUGUUGCCCAUCAGGCAUCCGCUGUUUUAUUUUGCAAUUCUGGAUUUGCCAAAAAGAGCCAGAAUCUCGCUAGAAUACAGUACUACCAAAAUCAAACAAAUUCUAAAACUAAUGUAACAGCUGUAGGCUUAUCCUCAAGCUCUAGUUUACCCCCGUUCACUAUACCCGGGUAUUAGUUUCUUGAAUGAUAAUUGAUAAAAUGUGUUGUUUAUCUGGCCACUGUGGACCUCUAAUAAAUAGGACAAAGCAUUCUCAAAAGUAAAGACAUGUUGAGCUUCACAAGAUUACAGCCCUAUUGUAAAAGUCCUUUUGGUCCAUUAUUCAGCUGUCUGCAUACAUCACUGUGGAAAGCAAGUAUGUUGGUGUGCAAUACCAUCUGAUAUGUCUCAAUCUGAUCAACGGAAACCUUCAAUCUUUGUUUAAAGGCAGCGUUAGAAAUUGUCACUAGUCCUGUAGUCCUUGCCAAACUGCCCAAUAGUUAGGUACCACAAAGGACUAGUAGAAAUUUGCCAUUAUUAAUGUUUUUACUAUAUAUUAUCAGUGAGUUCAAGAGCCUUAUGGCUCUAAUAUAUUUAUCUCACUAAAAUGUCAAGGUUAGUCAUCAGUUCAACAACAAAAGUGCAAAGAAAAUUCGUGAACUUGAAAUAUUCACAAUAGUAUUGUGGAAAUAAACUAUCAGUGAUCUUUUGUUACAUCUGGUAGAUUAUAUUAGCUGUAGGUGGGAAUGACGGACAAUCGUUUACCAGCAGGCAAUAAUGACUAUUGAUGGUCCAACUUUUCAUGGGAAAAUACAAACCAAAUAAACAGAAAGGGUAGUCUUUGAUCAGUGCAUGAAAUAUGUAGUGGGUGGUGCAUGUAUUCAUGUUUGUGUAACUGUUCAUUAAUAAGCAGCACGAAAUAGGUGGCACUUCAGUAGGUUUUCCGAUAACUUUUUCAAAAAGGUGUAUUAAUUACCGAGAGAUACAUGGUUUGGUAUAAACAUAAGAAUGUGGUGUUUGGGGUAGUGUAGUGGUAAAGCAGGAUCGCAGAGUUCCCUGUGUAGUUGCAUCCCCUAUAUGUGCCAGGAUCUACUAAUCACUGGUUCAAGUCCAUCUUUGUACUCUGUGUGCUUUGUCAGCUCCAUACCCAAGCUCAACGUUUUUCAUGCUCCUUGGGCUUUUGGUUUUACAUUCUCAGGCUGUGAUGUUACCGAAAUACUGUUCUAAACACAAGUCAGUCACUCGUCAAAGCAUUGGCUCAUCCGGCUGAAGAGCCAGUAGGAGUGCCAGGUCUCUCCAAGCCUAUGUUACGGGAAGCUUUGCAGUCAAUGGAUGUUGGAUAAAUCAUCUAUCACCCAUCAAUAGUUGUAUGACUAGUACCACCACAAGGUGGAGGACUGCUCUUCUGUAAACAGAUAUAGCAAAUUUAUAUGACUUUUUGCUUUAUCAAGGACGUUUUUGUUUGAUUGAACCCUGCCAUGGCUAGAGUACACAUACAGUGGAAUCUGAAAACACUGCACUGCACAGACUGGAGGCUGACUCUUUAGGUAAUAUUCUAGCAAGAGUUAUAUCCUUGGUAACACUGGUGGACAUUCCAAAGUCUAUUUGUGUGGUCAUCUAAAAUCGUAACAAUAUACAGUAGAUUGUAACUUGGAAAUAAUUGUUGGUUUGUUCAUAUUCUAAAAUAUUUAUGACAACUAAAAUGUGUCUUGUCCUUUUUGUUGUAAACAAAUAGUUUUGGACAGGAGUAAGUGUGUAAAUUAAUAAGUGUGAAACAAUUUUGAUCAGGGAACUCAUUAUAUUUUUUUAUGAUAGCCAUCUUUCUGGGACCACAGAGUAGUGUUAUAGUGAAAGAUUCCACUGUAUUAUUGUUAGGGGUUGGAUUUAUGUCAUGUUUUUUGUUCAUAGUAUUUCAUUAUUUCACCUUGAUUGAAUUUUCUAUGUUGUGACCUAGAUACUGUGCCAUGCAAAUAGUUGUUGAUUUUUUGGUUAAAAUAAUGUGUAUUAUCUUCAAAUGAAGCACUUAUUCAUGUGGAGAUUCUCAGAUGUUAUUUUAUGUACAUUUAUGACAAAAAGAAUAAAUGUAUCUUUAUCUUAAA